Arachis ipaensis is the source of this 4753-nucleotide messenger RNA. The record is from RefSeq and is a predicted model, not a curated record. NCBI's taxonomy places the organism in Eukaryota, Viridiplantae, Streptophyta, Magnoliopsida, Fabales, Fabaceae.
AAAAGUGUCACCCUUUCUCUUUUCUAACUAAAAACCUCGCCCUUCUCCUAAAACCCUGCUCUCCCUCUAUAUAUAAAUCAUGCUUCUUUUUCUUCUCUAAAAAACCAACUAUUUCCCUUCUUCCUUUCAUAUUUCACAUUUCACAUUUCUUUCAUUCAUUUGCUCGCUCUGGAGAAAUAUGGCUGGAAAAUCAAGCAAGGGAAGGAGCAGAAAAGGAACCAGUAAUCAUAAUAGCAAUAACGGUAGUAUUACGAAUGGUAAUGUUAAUAAUAAUACUGUUUCCAAUGACGUUUCAAAUUCCUUGAAGCACGUUCCUGCAAAGGAUAAUAAUGCUGCAAUAGCAAACUCGGAAAAUGAAAAUGGAAAACCUGAUUCAAUUGCGGCUGAAACUGAAUCUGCAUUUAGUUCUAAUCCUCAGAACGUGAAGGAGGAAGAAACACAUAAUUCAGAGGCACAACUAAUGCAAGGUGAGGAUAAUCUUUACGCUGUUCCUGUCAAAACACUAACUGGGGAAAAGCUUGAAGUACAUUUGAACCCGGGAGACAGCAUCAUUGAUGUAAGGCAGUUCCUUCUUGAUUCUCCAGAGAUGGGCUUCGUCACAUGUUAUGACCUGAUCUUACACACAAAAGAUGGAUCCUCUCAUCACCUGGAGGAUUAUAAUGAACUUUCGGAUGUGGCUGAUAUUACUACUGGUGGCUGCUCAUUGGAAGUGGUUCCUGCAAUGUAUGAUGAUAGAUCAAUAAGGGCUCAUGUUCACCGAACUAGAGAUGUGUUUUCUCUUUCUAAUGUCCGUGCUUCAUUCUCAUCUGUAAUUGCAAAGCAGAAUGAAACAUUACAAAACAGAGCUGCAAACUCCAGAGACUCUUCAAAAACUGAAGUUCGAGACCUUGACGGACUUGGUUUUAUGGAGGAUCCUUCUGGUUCAUUGGGUAAUUUACUACCGUCCCCAUUGAAAGAUGUCAAGUGUGUGGAGAGCAUAGUGUUUUCAUCCUUCAAUCCUCCUCCAAGCUAUAGAAGGCUUGUUGGAGACUUGAUUUAUUUGGAUGUGGUAACAUUGGAGGGUAAUGCAUUUUGUAUAACGGGAACUACAAGGGUGUUUUAUGUCAACUCAAGCACAGCAAACAAUUUUGACUGGAAGCCAAGCAAAGCUACAUGGGAAGCAACAACCCUUAUUGCUCUCUUACAAAAGAUUAGCCCCAAGUUCAAGAAAGCUUUCCGUGAAAUUUUGGAUCGAAGACGGGCAUAUCAUCAUCCCUUUGAAAAUUUGCAAUCCUUGCUGCCACCUAAUUCGUGGCUUGGGUUAUACCCAGUUCCCGAUCACACUCGUGAUCCGGCCAGGGCUGAGAAUUCAUUGACCCUUUUAUAUGGAAGUGAACCAAUGGGCAUGCAAAGGGAUUGGAACGAGGAGCUGCAAUCUUGUCGAGAAUUUCCUCAUACAACUCUUCAGGAGAGGAUGAUAAGGGAUAGAGCACGUUACAAGGUGACGUCAGACUUUGUUGAUGCAGCAACUAAUGGUGCUAUUGGAGUGAUCAACGGAUGCAUUCCUCCAAUAAACCCAAGUGACCCGGAAUGCUUUCACAUGUAUGUACACAACAAUAUAUUUUUUAGUUUUGCUGUUGAUGCCGACCUUGAGCAGCUCUCAAAGAAAUCCACAGACUCUAAUUCAAAUAUACAGAGCACAGACAUUCGGCAAGAUUCUGAAAAUGUUUCAGACUCUCAGGUUCCCAGUGGGGGAAAAAGCAACGGUUCAAGUUCCGAAGAUCUUAAUAAUGGGGUGGAAGCUGCUCAAGAGAUCUCACCUGAGGCACAGUUGGCUGAGAGUGAGCAGGCUACUUAUGCUUCAGCAAAUAAUGAUUUGAAGGGCACAAUAGCUUACCAGGAAGCUGACGUGGAUGGACUCUACAAUCUUGCUAUGGCUAUAAUUGACUACAGGGGUCACAGAGUGGUUGCUCAGAGUGUAUUACCAGGCAUUCUUCAAGGCGACAAGUCGGAGUCUCUUAAGUAUGGCUCCGUUGACAAUGGGAAGAAAAUUUGCUGGAAUGAAGAUUUUCAUUCCAAGGUAUCGGAGGCUGCCAAAUGCCUUCAUUUAAAAGAACACUCAGUCCUUGAUGGAUCUGGAAAUGCUUUCAAAUUAGCUGCACCAGUGGAAUGCAAGGGAAUUGUUGGCGGUGAUGACAGGCACUAUAUCUUAGAUUUGUUGCGGGUAACUCCUCGAGAUGCAAACUACACUGGACCUGGUUCCCGGUUUUGUAUAUUGAGAUCAGAAUUAAUUGCUGCCUUUUGCCAGGCCCAAGCAUCAGAGAAAUCAAAAUCCAAGGAGACUAAUUCUGAAGGUGCAGAUAACUUGGCCACUAAUUUUCAAAAUGAAGCUGAUGCUGACAAUAAGGAGUUAACAAAUGAGAAGACAACUGAGAAUGCCGAAGAAGUUUCAUCUGCAUCUGCUGGGGGAUAUGAUAAUUGUGAUGAAAUAGUUUUUAACCCUAAUGUUUUCACUGAAUUCAAACUAGCUGGGAGCCCAGAGGAAAUUGCUGCUGAUGAAGACAAUGUGAGGAAAGUUGGUCAAUAUCUUACUGAUGUGGUGAUUCCAAACAUUAUACAAGAUCUUUGGCAGCUUGACGUUACACCUAUGGAUGGCCAGUCAUUAACAGAAACACUUCAUGCUCGUGGAAUUAAUGUUCGGUAUAUUGGCAAAGUGGCUGAUGGGACUAAACAUCUUCCUCAUAUGUGGGAUCUUUGCACUAACGAGAUUGUUGUCAGAUCAUCCAAACAUAUUAUCAAGGAUGUAUUGAGAGACACAGAGGAUCAUGAUCUUGCUCCUGCAUUAUCUCAUUUGUUGAACUGCAUAUUUGGAAGUUGUCAAGCUCCUGCUGGGAAACCAGAUUCAAAUGGCAUACAAUCCAGGACUCCAAAAAAGGUUUUUCCAAAUAUGGUUGUUUUCCUUGUAAUAUUUAUUAACCAUUCUUUUCUUAUGAUCCCACGAUGGAAAAGCAAGGGGGGUUCAAGGAAGAGUCAACCUUUGUACACGAAAAUAAGCUCUGAAUCUCUAUGGUCUGACAUCCAAGAAUUUGCAAUGAGCAAAUACAAGUUUGAGUUACCCGAGGAUUCAAGGUCACGUGUGAAGAAAAUUUGUGUUAUACGUAAUCUUUGUCGGAAGGUUGGUAUAACUGUUGCAUCUCGUAAAUAUGAUCUUAAUUCUACAACACCCUUCCAACCAUCAGAUAUCUUGGAUCUCUGUCCAGUUGUCAGGCAUUCAGUUCCAGUUUGUUCAGAUGCCAAGAAACUUACGGAUGCAGCAAAAAGUCAUAUGUCAGCUGGAUCACUCAAUGAAGCUUACGAUCUAUUUACUGAGGCAUUUAAAAUUCUUCAACAGGUUACAGGUCCAAUGCAUUGUGAGGUUGCUACCUGCUGUCGGUAUCUUGCAAUGAUUACGUAUCAUGCUGGAGAGAUGGAUGUGGCUGUUGCACAACAGCAAAGAGAGUUGAUUAUCAAUGAGACUUGUCUUGGUCUAGAUCAUCCUGACACAGCUCACAGUUAUGCUAAUAUGGCACUCUACUAUCAUGGAUGGGAAAAAACUGAAUUUGCCCUUCCCUACAUGACUCGUGCUUUGCUCCUGUUAAGUUUAUCAUCAGGCUCUGAUCAUCCUGAUGUUGCCGCAACUUUCGUAAACGUAGCAAUGAUGUAUAAGGAAUUGAAAAAGAUGAACAUAUCUCUUCGUUAUCUACAAGAAGCUUUAAAGAAGAAUGAACGGCUUCUUGGCGAGAAACAUAUUCAAACUGCUGUUUGUUAUCAUGCUCUUGCUAUUAUAUUCAACUCUAUGGGUGCAUUCAAGCUCUCUCUGCAGCAUGAGAAGAAAACAUUUGAGAUACUUGUCAAACAACUUGGCGAAGAUGAUCCAAAAACACAGGAGUCUCUAAACUGGAUAAAUACAUUUAAGAUUCGUGAGUUACAGGCACGUCCUGAGUUUGUACAAGCAUUCCAAGCAGUUACAGAUGGGGGAUCUGGAAGUUCAGGUGCACCCACAAAUAAAUCUGUCAAUGCUGCAAUGAUUGCUGAGACCCUCCCCAGGGGAAGGGGAGUCGAUGAAAGGGCUGCACGUGCAGCUGCCAUAGCUCGGAAGAAGGCAGCAGCCAGGGGCCUGGUGGUGCGCUCUCAAGUACAAGUACAAGUACAAUCACAUCCUCCUCCGCUCACACCGCUUUUCAACAUCAUAAAUUCCGGCGUGGCUCCCGAUGUUUUGGGCAAUGGGGAUGUCAAUGGAGUAAAGAAGAAUGGCGUUCGUUCAAGUGAUCCAGCAGAUGCUACAAAAGACCAAUCAGUGCCGACGCAAAAACAAGAACAAACUCCGGCUGGACUGGGGAAAGGGUUGGCAUCGUUGGAUGCAAAGAAACAGAAAUCAAAACCAAAACCAAAGGUUGAGGCUUGAAUUUUUUGAUAAACUAAGCUUUGAUUAGUUGGCAAUAGCUACGUUUUUGAAUUUUCCUUUUUUUUUAGGGUCAUAGCCGUUGAAAACAUCUAUUGUUGGAUGUAGGUGGUUGAGAUAUAUAAGCAUAAUUGAAUUUUCUACCACAAUAAAAUUUGGAUUUGAGGAUAGGAUUAUAAUUUGCAUAUCAACAUAUUUUCUGUUAACAAAUUUAGCUGCCAGUUGAAUUGUGGCUCAUUCAUUGCAUAUUACAAAUUGAAGAUUGUGCCGCUGAUAUUGUAUGACACUGUUAUACUGUGAUCAAUAGUGGUUGAUAAAUUCUUUCUACAUAAA